CCAACACUAGCAAAUUCUUCUUCAUCGACUCAAAUUCAAAAACUCAUCUCUCUUUCUCUGGUUCCAUAGCUCACCGUCGCAUCGCAGAUCUACACCUGCCGGAGUAGAUUUUACUGGCGGAGGUAUCAGAUCUCGCCGAUCUGUUCUAGCUGCUACUGUAUUUUGGGUUCUUCAUUUGAUAUUGGGGAAACGAGGAGUAGAGAACGAUGGAGAAUCUCAUCUCUCUGGUUAACAAGAUACAGAGAGCUUGCACGGCUUUAGGAGACCAUGGAGACUCCAGCGCUUUACCUACUCUUUGGGAUUCCUUACCUGCGAUUGCCGUCGUUGGUGGUCAGAGCUCAGGGAAGUCUUCAGUCCUGGAGAGCAUCGUGGGAAAGGACUUUUUACCUCGUGGAUCUGGCAUUGUUACUCGAAGGCCCCUUGUCUUACAGUUGCAAAAGAUCGAUGAUGGAGCCCGGGAGUAUGCAGAGUUUCUUCACCUCCCGAGGAAAAAGUUUACUGAUUUUGCUGCUGUGAGGAAGGAGAUUCAAGAUGAGACUGACAGAGAGACUGGACGCAGCAAGGCUAUUUCUAGUGUUCCCAUUCACCUUAGCAUAUACUCUCCCAAUGUUGUCAACUUGACACUGAUAGAUCUUCCAGGGCUUACAAAAGUUGCUGUUGAUGGACAAUCUGAUAGUAUAGUGAAGGACAUUGAAAACAUGGUUCGGUCCUACAUUGAAAAGCCCAACUGCAUCAUUUUGGCAAUCUCACCUGCAAACCAAGAUCUUGCUACCUCAGAUGCAAUUAAAAUUUCCCGUGAGGUUGAUCCAUCGGGGGAGAGAACAUUUGGUGUCUUGACAAAGAUUGAUCUUAUGGACAAGGGGACUGAUGCAGUGGAAAUUCUGGAAGGGAGAUCUUUUAAACUUAAAUAUCCAUGGGUUGGUGUCGUCAACCGUUCCCAAGCAGAUAUUAACAAGAAUGUCGACAUGAUUGCGGCUCGGAAAAGAGAGAGGGAAUACUUUUCCAAUACUACUGAGUAUAGGCACCUUGCUCAUAAAAUGGGUUCCGAGCAUUUGGCAAAGAUGCUCUCCAAGCAUCUAGAACAUGUGAUCAAGUCGAGAAUUCCAGGCAUUCAGUCACUUAUUAACAAAACAGUAUCAGAGCUGGAAACUGAACUAAGUCGCCUUGGAAAGCCUAUUGCAGCUGAUGCAGGGGGGAAGUUGUACUCAAUAAUGGAGAUAUGUCGGCUUUUUGAUCAAAUAUUCAAGGAGCAUCUUGAUGGAGUGCGUGCUGGUGGUGAAAAAGUGUAUAACGUGUUUGAUAACCAGCUUCCCGCGGCUCUGAAGAGACUCCAAUUUGACAAGCAGCUAGCGAUGGACAACAUCCGGAAGCUGGUCACUGAGGCUGAUGGUUACCAGCCUCACUUGAUUGCUCCUGAGCAAGGUUACCGUCGUCUCAUUGAGUCUUCUAUUGUCUCCAUCAGAGGCCCUGCUGAAGCAUCUGUUGACACCGUUCAUGCCAUCUUGAAGGAUCUUGUUCACAAGUCUGUGAAUGAGACUGUGGAACUAAAGCAAUACCCAGCUCUGAGAGUGGAGGUGACAAACGCAGCCAUAGAGUCGCUGGAUAAAAUGCGGGAAGGAAGUAAGAAAGCAACACUGCAGCUGGUUGACAUGGAGUGCAGUUACCUCACUGUUGAUUUCUUCAGGAAACUUCCCCAGGAUGUUGAGAAGGGUGGUAACCCCACACACUCCAUUUUCGACCGCUACAACGAUUCCUAUCUCAGACGAAUCGGAUCCAAUGUUUUGUCUUACGUGAACAUGGUCUGUGCUGGCCUGCGAAAUUCAAUCCCCAAGUCCAUCGUAUACUGUCAAGUCCGAGAAGCCAAGCGCAGUCUCCUUGACCAUUUCUUCGCCGAACUCGGUACCAUGGACAUGAAGAGGCUUUCGUCUCUGUUAAACGAAGAUCCAGCCAUCAUGGAGAGACGCAGUGCCAUCUCAAAGCGGCUAGAGUUGUAUCGAGCAGCCCAAUCCGAGAUCGACGCUGUUGCUUGGUCCAAGUGAACCGGCAUCUCAUGUCCACUGUUUUGCUCGGUUCUGGUCGGUGUGGCUCAGACUCGGAACAGAGAUUUAGGUCCUGUAAUUUUUAUAA
This is a messenger RNA of Arabidopsis arenosa, 2127 nucleotides long. Lineage: Eukaryota; Viridiplantae; Streptophyta; Magnoliopsida; Brassicales; Brassicaceae. The record is from the annotation of a GenBank genome assembly.